This is a messenger RNA of Dichomitus squalens LYAD-421 SS1, 393 nucleotides long. RefSeq lists its product as uncharacterized. The coding region runs from base 1 to 393 and encodes 130 amino acids. The record is from RefSeq and is a predicted model, not a curated record. The transcript is spliced from 2 exons. Lineage: Eukaryota; Fungi; Basidiomycota; Agaricomycetes; Polyporales; Polyporaceae.
AUGCGGAGUUUCUUCAUCCUCGUCUCCCUCGCACUUUCUGCUCUCGCGCAGCAGGCGACCAUCAUCUCACCUGCCAAUGGUUCGACUAUCGCGGCUGGCGACGAGAUUGUUGUGAAUGUUCACCAGGAUGAGGCUGCCACCGACGAUGUGCAAAUCGCCAUCGUACUCGGCAUCGAUCCGUGUCUCGGUGGUACCUGCCCCGCUCCCGGUGCGGAUGGCGUUGGCACAAUCCUUGCGAAGUCGCUCUUUGACCCUCAAUUCGACCCGAACACCCCGCAGGAGGGCCUGCACCAGUUGUUUAACGUCACCGUGCCGCAGAUAGAGGGCCCGAGCGUCCUCAGUCUAACGCACCUGCAGAUGGUUGGGGUGAGUGGAAUGCCAUUAUUCGACUGA